AUGAAAAAGCCACCUCAAGUCCGGCCUCGCCGAUGCUGCAACUCACAGCUCCCCAGGAUCAUGGCCUAUAAAGUGCUUCAAGUGACCCUCUGUUCGACAUUGCUUGUAGGCGUGUUAGGAGCACCGUUUUUGUUGGAGGACCCAGCAAACCAAUUCCUACGCCUCAAAAGACACAUAUAUUUGCAGGAUUACUGGGACCCAGAUCACAGUCCAAAUGUGUGGAGUGACACACUGGCUGAUCAGGUUCGUGAAACAUGGACUUCUUUGAAAACAACAGUACAGUAUUAUUUGGACCCAAUUACCUUCACCUCUUAUAUGUCUAUUGCCCAGUAA
This is a messenger RNA of Loxodonta africana (African savanna elephant), 333 nucleotides long. It is a transcript of the gene C20H3orf85, whose product is annotated as chromosome 20 C3orf85 homolog. NCBI's taxonomy places the organism in Eukaryota, Metazoa, Chordata, Mammalia, Proboscidea, Elephantidae. The coding region runs from base 1 to 333 and encodes 110 amino acids. The record is from RefSeq and is a predicted model, not a curated record. The transcript is spliced from 4 exons.